Messenger RNA from Penicillium taxi, 1407 nucleotides. RefSeq names its product kynurenine--oxoglutarate transaminase. The transcript is spliced from 9 exons. Bases 1 to 1407 code for a protein of 468 amino acids. Gene Ontology annotation, molecular function: L-kynurenine:2-oxoglutarate transaminase activity; pyridoxal phosphate binding. Lineage: Eukaryota; Fungi; Ascomycota; Eurotiomycetes; Eurotiales; Aspergillaceae. Gene Ontology annotation, cellular component: mitochondrion; cytoplasm. The record is from RefSeq and is a predicted model, not a curated record. Gene Ontology annotation, biological process: biosynthetic process.
AUGACUUCUACUGAAUUUCUUCCUAGAGUCUGUACCUUUGUGAAUUUUGCUCGAGUCCGGCCUAAUCCUGCAUCUUCAAUUUUUUCUUCUCAACGACUCUCUAGAUUUGGCAGGGCAAUGUCCGCAACAAUCGCACAGUCGGACCCAUUUCGGCCAGCUAACAGAGUAGCUGGUCAGCGACAGGAUGUUUGGUCCAUUAUUAACGAGGCAGCCGCUGCUUCACCCAUUCAGCCAAUUGUGAAUAUGGGCCAAGGGUUCUUUGGCUAUAACCCUCCCCAGUUUGCAAUUGAUGCUGCUAAGGCUGCGCUCGAUCGAGUGGAGUGCAACCAGUACUCGCCGACGAAGGGCCGGCCUACUCUCAAGAAGGCUCUUGCGGACGCAUAUUCGCCCCACUUUGGCCGAACAUUGAACCCCGAUACCGAGAUCUCGAUUACCACCGGAGCGAAUGAGGGAAUGCUGAGUGCAUUCAUGGGCUUUAUUGAGCCUGGUGAUGAGGUUAUCAUCUUCGAGCCGUUCUUUGACCAAUAUAUCAGCAAUAUCGAGAUGCCUGGCGGUGUCAUUCGAUAUGUCCCUCUUCACCCUCCCAAGGAUGGUGCUACGAGGACCUCUCCUGCUUCUGAGUGGGUUAUUGAUUUCCAGGAGCUAGAGAACACCAUCAACUCCAAGACUAAGAUGAUUGUCUUGAACACACCUCACAACCCCGUUGGCAAGGUUUUCUCACGCGAUGAACUUGAAAAGAUCGGAGCUCUGGCCGUGAAGCACAAUCUGAUUAUCCUAUCUGAUGAAGUUUAUGACCGUCUUUACUACGUUCCUUUCACCCGAAUUGCCACUCUGUCUCCAGAGCUGUACGAGCGCACCCUCACAGUCGGCUCUGCUGGCAAGGCCUUCUACGCUACCGGAUGGCGUGUCGGUUACCUGAUCGGACCCGAGCACUUGAUCAAGUAUGUCGCAGGUGCACACACUCGAAUCUGCUACAGCAGUGUCUCUCCCCUCCAGGAGGCUGCCGCUGUUGCAUUCGAUAAGGCAGACAAGGUUGGAUUCUGGGACGAAAGUCGAAACGAAAUGCAGCAGAAGAUGAAGCGAUUCUGUGCAGUCUUUGAGGAGCUUGGCAUUCCGUAUUCCGACCCCGAAGGUGGAUACUUCGUGUUGGCCAAUAUGACCUCCGUUCAACUCCCAGCGGACUAUCCCUUCCCGCCCCAUGUUGCCAGUCGUCCUCGCGACUUUAAGCUUGCCUGGUUCCUUAUCCAGGAGGUCGGUGUGGCCGCCAUUCCUCCGACUGAGUUCUACACUGAAGAAAACGCUCACAUUGCUGAGCACUAUCUCCGUUUUGCUGUGUGCAAGAAUGAUGAUGUCCUGGAGGACGCGAAGACGAGAUUGAGGGGUCUGAAGAAGUAUAUCACUCAGUGA